Anguilla anguilla (European eel) is the source of this 3974-nucleotide messenger RNA. RefSeq names its product protein FAM122A. Lineage: Eukaryota; Metazoa; Chordata; Actinopteri; Anguilliformes; Anguillidae. The coding region runs from base 815 to 1492 and encodes 225 amino acids. The record is from RefSeq and is a predicted model, not a curated record. The transcript is spliced from 9 exons. Gene Ontology annotation, molecular function: protein serine/threonine phosphatase inhibitor activity.
AGGUGUUGUUAACGCGACAGAGGAGCGAAUGCAUUUUGUUGCGGACUAUGUAAAAAAAAAAUUAAAUUAGUAGCUAGAUACUAUUUCUUCGCAAAGAGUUUCAGUUUGUUUUUGGAAACCGUGUUGCGCGACGGAAUGUGGGAGUAUAUUAAAACUAUGUAAGUGUAUUGACGUCUGGAAGCAAACUAUCUUAUUAAACAGUGUUAACUAACGUUAUCGAGUCCGUUAGCUAAGCUAUCUUAGCUAAGACCUAUGACGGGGUUUUGCCAGCGAGCUAAACUUCACUACUGGAGUUUAUCAUACCGAUACUAGCGUAGUUUCUGCAUGUAUUUACAGUGAAACUGCGCGGAUGCUUAGUAUUUCAACGACGUUUUCAUAUUGUUAUCCAUCCUGGCUGGCUAUUUGCUUUCAGGUUAUAACUCUACUGAAGGGCGCCAGCUACCUAGCUGCUGUUUAGCGAGCUUCAGUGGAAACGGAUGCCGACUGAUCCGCGUAACUGGCUAACUUAAGCCAGCUGUCGUGCUGGGAUGCAAGCUAAGUAGCAAACCUGUAGCUCGUCCCUGUCAGCAGGCCAAAUUUAUUUCUCUUCGCGACAAUCUUUCUCUCCGACUGGGGACUGCCUGUGGUCGACAAAAAAUGCUUUUAGCGGGAACGCGGAAAGUGUCCCGCUGACUUGGCGGUUCAGUGUGGAUUCUGGGCUGAGGCCUGCAGGUCGGGCUUUCACGGGGCUAGAGUUGGCGCGACCCGCGAGGUUUGUGAGCGGGGAACCCGCGACACAGGCUGCCGGGAGCCCUUGGGCCAGGAAAGAAGCGAAAUGGAGCGGAUGGAGGUGGACCAGUGCGCAGGCGCAGCUGCGGGCGGCGGAGGCGGGGCUCUACGCAGGUCGAACAGCGCCCCCAUGAUCAGCGGUGUUAGUGAUGCCAUGACGGUGUUCAGUCCCACCAGCUCGGCAAGAUUUCGCCGGAGCAGUGUGUCCGUGAACCACAGCUGUCCUGGGCGGGCCCUCCCCCUGUCCCCCUUCUCGUUGGCCAGCGAGAGACAGGAUCAUAAAAGGCUGGAGGAGAGUGUGGAGCUGCACCUGAGAGAGAAUCUGCAGAGGAUGAGUGCUUCAUCUUCAGCUCCUCAUCCUCCUGUCAGUCACUGGCAUGACCACACCUCCCUGGGGAUACAUUCACUUGACAGUGGUGUCACACCAAACUCAUCCCCAAGUCCAACAAGGAGGUUCAGAGGCAGGGUGGCGCAAAACGAUGCAGUGAGGUGGCCCGCUCUAACGCCGCUGAAAAGGAAAGGAGGAGUCGAGUCCGAUGGACCCCCAAAGAAGCUGUUUGUUGCCGGGGUGACGGAUGCACCUCACAUCGCCGGUUACACAGUCAGUGUUGCCCAGGCUACCGGAUCACCAGUGGGCGGGGUUUCGGUUUGUGCCAGCCCACAGGGCAGCCCCCUCCCUAUCUCCCCCCCUCCCUCCUUCACUUCCCACCACCCAAGCUUCUGAAUCCACACCACCUCCAGCCAAUCACAGCGCAGGAUAAGGUGGCUAACACACAUGCAGAUAUGUUCACACUAUCUCAGCCAAUCAAAAACAUGCAUACAGAUAUGUCCACACUGUCCCAGCCAAUCAAAAACACACAUACAGAUAUGUUGAUACUAUCCCAUCCGAUCAGAAGCAUUCUUUCACAGGAGGUGUUAUCUCAAGGUGAGGAAUGGCAUCUCCUUCUUCUGCUUUUGUUCCUUUCUCCCUCACCGGUGAGGGAUCGAGCAGAAACUUAGAUGUAUUGGAAAACAAGCUCAACCAAUGACAAAUCAGGAAAGUUUUGGAGACAACCAAUGAGAGGUGUGGAUUGAGAAGAGCUCAGCCAAUCAGAAUGAGAGCUGAAGCAGAAGAGACAGAGGCGGAGUAUUUCCCUAAGAACAGAAGCUCAUCUGAUGUUUUGACAGCAUUGGACUGGGCCAAUUAUUUUAAAUGUUAGACCAAAUAAAUAAGUGAGAUAUUUUUAGUGAGGGAGAGGGGGGAAGAGGCCGACAGGCCUGUUGAGGUCUGGAACAGCAGCAGAGCGCUCAGCUAGGUGUUAAAUGGAGCUGAUGUAGGAUCAGUGUGAUGUUUUAGCAGAUAGUGGAGAAGCAUAGAACAUGAAGAGCAGUGACCUGGUCCUGGAUCAGUGCAGCUGCUCUGGAGAUGUUCAUGAAGAUGGAGAGCUGUUCUAGGAUCAGGUUUUUGUAUUUUAGCCCAUAACGGACAAGGUUAGCGCGUGGGACGGGGGUAAUCUGGUUCCAGCUCAGCUGUCCUAGUCUGAGAUCAUUUUAAACAUGGGCCUGUGGGCAGCGUGUGUUCUCCUGAGCGAGCAGGACAGGACCCGAGCACAGAGCUCGUGCUCACCACGUCACCAACGGCAGCGUUUUGGGGAGCACAGGGAAAUGCUGGGAGAAUUCCCGGCCUUCCGACUCCGGACUUUUAACUGCUUCCUGUUCCGCCAGGCUUUCAGCACCAGAGGGUUCAUGCCAAUGAUGUGGGAUGAAAGGGUGAGUGUGACUGAGUGAGGUCAGUGAAAGUGUGAAUGUGGUCGAGGAAGAUUUUUGGGCUUACCGCCAAACUCUUUUAGCGUUCAUUUCAAACAUGCAGCGCGGGAUGACCAGCCGCUUGGUCAGACAGAAAAAUACGAAAUUAAACGCUUCCUAAAGGAAGGAUGUUGGGAAAGGUGGGCAGGGAUCUGGUCUCUAAAUGUACAGUAUGUAAAUAUGUGGCACUCUGAGACAGAACUCUGACCUUGGGAUUAUUGCUGGGUACUUUAAUUUUGUAUCAUGUAAGAAUGUAACCUUGUCAUAUAAAUAAUACAUAAAUAAUAAAGUGUAACCUUUUGGGUUUUUUUACAUCCUUUAAAAAAAAUGACAGCUUUGAAAGGAUUUUAUUUUUCUUUGUUGAAGAUUUAGCAGUCCAUUUAAAAAUGUGCUAAGUGGGGAAUUCUGUAAAUAUGAAUAUUUGUAUAUUAUUGUAAAUGCAAACCUGUAAUUUUUUCUUGCCUUCCAGUAACUUGGACUGUGCUGUUUUUUUCAUAUGGUGCAGAUGAAGGUUUGACGCUGAGAGCUGUUGCAUGCAGUUCACUUUUAGUUGGGAAUAGUUGCCCGUUUUAUUCUGUGUUCAGACGACUGACCCACUGUGUGCCUGUGUUAUAUGAGUGAUUAUACAGAGAGACUGGUGCCUGUGUUAUAUGAGUGAUUAAACAGAGAGACUGGUGCCUGUGUUAUAUAAGUGAUUAAACAGGGAGACUGGUGCCUGUGUUAUAUGAGUGAUUAAACAGGGAGACUGGUGCCUGUGUUAUAUGAGUGGUUAAACAGAGAGACUGGUGUCUGUGUUAUAUGAGUGAUUAUGCAGAGAGAGGCAUAGUUUGGAGAGUGACUGUUGGUGUAUGGUAACUCCACCCAUUUUCAGUCAAACCAGGUAGAGUUACUCACUUGAUGCUGAAUACAUAUGCCUCAUUUUCUUCUGUAAAUUUUUUUAGACAAUCAUAUUGAGAUGUUUUUCAUUAUUAAGGAAACCUGUGGAUGUUGAUGAUGAUGACUGGAUCAGUUACCCCUCUGAGGUUCUGAUGAUUCUGUGUUCCCUGAAAAACUUAAUGUGGGUUAUUGAGUUCCCCUGGAAACAUAUUCUGUUAUUGUGAGAAAAUGGGGUUCAAAAGUACAUUUAAAACUGAAUUUGUACAUUUGCCAACUAUGAGUGGCUCUUGUUAAGAGUUCAAUAUUGUAAAUAGACUCAGAAACAAUUAUAUUAUGAAAAUGAUAAAGAAGUAUUUUUAUGGUCCUGUAAAAUAAAGGGAAAAAAUAUUCCGCUUGAGUAUUUCAUGCUUGUACAACUUAUGCAAACUGUGCUUCAUGUUCUAGUGAAAAUAUGUACACACUUUUCAAAUAUACAAAUAUUAUAUAUUUGUAUAAUGUAUACUAAAAUGUACCAUGACAAUAAAAUUAUAUCCCAGGGGAAGCUG